AUGUCUACACUAUUACCACCACCUACAAAGAAACAGAAGAAGGAGGCUCAACAACCUCGUGAUAUUGGUUUAGUACCAGAAGGUUUACCAAAUAUAUCUAUUAAAUUCCAAGCCUUGGACACAGGUGAGGCUGUUGGCCAUUCUUUAAGAGUACCAGCUGGAAUAACAGAAAAGCAAUUAGAGGAGUUGUUAAACCAGUUAAAUGGUAAUACCGACGAUCCUGUACCAUACACAUUUAGUUGUGAUGUUCCGGGGAAGAAAGCAUCUGACCCUCAGCAAACCGUUGAUAUAGUGGAUAAUCUUUACUUAUCUCUGUUGAAACCAGGACACAAGACUUCAGAAGAUACUGUGACUUUAGUUUUUACACCAAAGGCAGUUUUCAAAGUUAGACCUGUCACUAGAAGUUCUUCGGCCAUUGCAGGUCAUGGUUCUACCAUUCUAUGUUCAGCAUUUGCUCCUCAUACAAGUUCGAGAGUUGUCACUGGUGCUGGAGAUAACACUGCCAGAAUCUGGGAUUGUGAAACUCAAACACCAAUGGCAGUUCUAAGUGGCCAUACCAAUUGGGUGCUAUGUGUUUCAUGGUGUCCCGACGGUGACCUGAUCGCUACAGGAUCAAUGGAUAACACCAUUAGACUUUGGGAAUCUCAACAUGGGAAAGCGGAAGGUGAUGCAUUGAGAGGCCAUCAGAAAUGGAUUACGUCGUUAGCUUGGGAACCUGUACAUCUUGUAAAACCAGGCGAAAGACCUCGGUUAGCGUCUGCAUCAAAGGAUGGUACCAUCAAGAUCUGGGAUACUACAAGAAGAGUAUGUUUGUACACCCUAAGUGGCCAUUCGAACUCUGUUUCCUGUGUAAAAUGGGGUGGUCAGGGUCUAUUAUACACUGGUUCUCACGACAAGACAGUUAGAGUAUGGGAUAUGAAGCAAGGUGGUAAAUGUAUUAAUAUAUUGAAGAAUCACGCACAUUGGGUGAAUCACCUGUCUCUAUCAAGUGAUUAUGCUCUAAGGAUUGGUGCAUUUGAUCACACUGGUAUGAAACCAGCUACUCCACAAGAGGCUCAAGCAAAGGCUCUGGCUAACUAUGAGAAAGUUGUUAAGAAGAACGGUACCCUUGAAGAAUUGAUGGUUACUGCCAGUGAUGAUUUCACGAUGUUCCUAUGGAACCCAACAAAGACCACAAAACCAUUAGCCAGAAUGACUGGUCAUCAGAAACUAGUGAAUCACGUUGCGUUCAGUCCCGAUGGCAGAAAUAUUGUAUCUGCAUCUUUUGAUAAUUCUAUUAAAUUGUGGGAUGGCCGUGACGGGAAAUUUUUGGCCACCUUUAGAGGUCAUGUUGCUAGUGUCUACCAGGUUGCAUGGUCCUCAGAUUGCCGUCUACUAGUGUCAUGUUCCAAGGAUACCACACUAAAGGUUUGGGACGUUAGAACCCGUAAACUUUCCGUUGAUCUUCCAGGUCAUAAGGACGAAGUUUACACAGUAGAUUGGAGUGUAGAUGGGAAACGUGUUUGUAGUGGUGGUAAAGACAAGAUGGUUAGACUUUGGACUCACUGA
Molecule: messenger RNA, 1548 nt
Organism: Maudiozyma barnettii
Lineage: Eukaryota; Fungi; Ascomycota; Saccharomycetes; Saccharomycetales; Saccharomycetaceae
Gene: RSA4
Product: Rsa4p
Exons: 1
Coding region: 1-1548 (515 amino acids)
Biological process (GO): ribosomal large subunit assembly
Cellular component (GO): nucleolus
Molecular function (GO): protein binding
Source: RefSeq, a predicted model, not a curated record